CGAAAUGCCCUGCAGCGUCAAACUUGUCAGCACUGCCAUUAGCUGCCAAAAACAUCUGUGUGCAUUUAAUUUAAAUUGGCCCAACUUAUUUAAAAUACGUGAAGCAAAGCUUUUAAUUUGGUAAUUUCGAUGCAACUUUGCUCUGGAUUGUGUAUCGUGCAAACUAAAAAUUUAGCAAGCAAAAACCGCAAAUUUUAAAUCAGCCUACAUUGUUAAUCUAACCUCAACCUUCCGCUGGUUGAAAACUAUCGCACUUGCACGCCUUUGAAUUUAAUACGGAUUGCGAAUAACGUUUGGUGAUAAAAUGUCUAUCGCAGUGGAAUGCAAAAAACUGUGCUUAUUCCGCUGUAUGCUCGCACUAACAAAUAGUAUUACUAUGCAAUGCCUGUUGCUUGGUAUCUUCCUUUUGUUCAUCAACUUCCAGGUGCUGCAUCCUGUGCGUUGGAUAAGUGAGACGAUAAGCUUACUUUUUUCGCUCUACACUUGGUUAAGCAUUUUACCACUAAAUGGAGCAAUUGUGCUAUAUGGCAUACUGUUGGGAAAAUCCUUUCUUUCCGUGAAACGCUACUACCCUACAAGAUUCCAAUGGUUAGUAUACACAGCGCCACGCAAAGUUUUGUUCCUCGUACUACAUCUUCUCAUUGGUUACUUGAGCGCAUGGUUGUAUUCUAACUUUUGGCAUGUGGAUUACCGUAAUAUUGAAAGCGAUUGCUAUGGCACAAAGUGUAUCAACGGACGUUAUAUGUUUCUCUUAUGUAUUGGGUUUUUUGCUGCGUGUCUACAUUUUACCCGAGAGAAUUUGCGUACUGAUCCCGAGUUGGAAUUCCCCAUUGAUCAGGAGUUAGCGGUGAUACGGAUUCGUUCGUUAAUGUAUAGGACGCUUUAUAAUUCACUAUUGGCAUCUAUUAUACCUACAAUAUGUUUUGGACUCGUUUUUUGGCUACUUGGAGGAAUAAUUACACGUUAUUUUGCUACUGUGUUCGGCUUAGAUGUUGAUGAAAGUACACUGACAUUCUUUGCACUUGCUGGAAAUGUGCGCUUACUGUUUUAUGGUUGGAUAUUAACAGCGCAAAUACUAAGUAAUAUGCAUCUCAUGCAAAAUUUCUUCGCCAUACAUCUUUCGGAGGAGGUAUCUUUUGUGAUUGAGCGCAAACCAGUUUUGUGCGGUAUGGAUGCUGAAGAAAUAACAUUGGUUGAUGCACUCAAUUGUUCCAUAGUACCGAUCGUGCAAAGCUUAGGCGCACGAGAUUUAUAUAAUAUAGCCCUUAAUAGUGCAGAAUCAAGGCGGAAGGAAAUUUUUGCGCUUUCAGUACCAGGUGCCCAUCCAUACAAUUGGACUCAAUUGUCUGCACAGUGCUUAAGUCUAAUUAAUGCAUUUACCGAAGAACUAGCGGCAUCACUCAAAAAAAUUUCUGUCGUUAAAACAACACCACUUUUUGCUACCGUUAAGCCCACAACUGCAACCGAAGCUGCUGAGAAAAUAUUAUUGCGUCAAUAUAAUGAGACCUAUGGUAUCAGGCGUAUGAUGACGGAAAAGUGCGCAGAAAACACCGAAACCACCAAAACUAUGUCACCUGCGUGCAAGCGUAUACACGAUCAGAUAGAGAAAAUGAAAAAACAAUUCGAACAAACAUGGCGUGCUAUUUUCCGUGCAAUACCCGGUCUCUUCUAUAUGUUUGGCGAACCUGAUGGUGCUAAAACCGCCUUUCUACUUUCCAACUCAGACACAAUUUUAAAGGUGGUACAAGGUUUGGCUGGCAUUUGUGCAGCCUCACUGAACGAAGACAAAUAUGGCGUGGUGCAGAUGACACUACCACAAAUAAUCAAAACUUUGCUAACACUAAAAACCGAAUUGGAUAAAUUGAACAAUGUAAACUUGAAUGGCAAAAAAUUAGAUCGCAAUUACAUCACACUCAAAAACGGUGUAAAACGUAGUUUGUACAAUAUCUGCACAGUUUUUCGAGACUAUUUACCAGAUCUCGUUGACAGUCGCGAGGAUCUACGAAAACUGCACUGCUAUGUUAAUUAUGUGGAGACUUAAAUUAAGUUGUUAAAUAAGUUGAGUGCUUGAAAAUUAGAUUUAGAACAAGGUGAACUGAAAAUUUAAUUUUUUACUUUGAGUAUUUAUUAAAUCAUAACCUUAAAAUAAAAUUAAGUGUAUUAAGUGCUGUACAAGCAAGCUUUGAUAAAGUUAUUUUUGUAAUGCAAAUGUAUCAUUAAAUAAAAAAAAAUUAAUUGUCCAUAUACUAUAUGUGUACAAGUAUGUAUGUUAUCCAUCAUAUGUAUGUAGGUUCUAAUCGUUAGUAAUUUAAGCUUUUAAAGAACUGCAAUCAUUUUGCAAUCAACUGCAGAUUCUUAACCAUGGUAGGUAUCGUAACCAGUGUCUCUUUAUCGAUCCAGCUACAAUAACUGGUCUAUGGAAUCUCACAAAAUGCGGCACCUUAUGGCGCUACAACAAAUUACCAUUUUACUUCACUUUUUUGUGAAUAGCACAAAAGGUUUGGCUGGAAUUUGUGCUGCCCCACUGAACGAAAACAAAUAUGGUGUGUUGCAAGUGGUGACGCUACCGCUAGUAAUCGAAUCUUUGCUAACACUGCAAAACGAACCAAUAUAAACUGGAAUGGCAAAAAAUUUGUACGAAAUUUCAUAGUACGCAAAAAUGGUGUCAAACGUAGUUUGUGCACAGUUUUUCGAGACUAUUGGGAAGAGUUCGUUGAUAGUCCAGAGAAUCUGCAGAAAUUGCAGUGGCAUGUUGAUUAUGUGGAGACUUAAAUUGAAUUAAUAAAUAAGCGGAGUGCAUAGAAAUUAAGUUUAGUAAAGUUAAGUAUGUCUACUGUCAAAGCAAACUUACAUGAAGCUCUUUAUGUAAUAUUGAAUAUAAAAUUUAAUUGUCUCUCUGUUAUAUAUGAAUGUUACCAUCAGUUUAACUCAACCUAAGUGUAUUGUAAUUGUUAGUAAUUUAAGAUUUUAAAGAUUUGUAAUCAUUAUUUGUGGGUAAUGCAAGUUUGGCUGGAAUUUGCGCUGCCUCACUGAACGAAAACAAAUGUGGUGUGGUGCAAGUGACACUACCACAAGUAAUCAAAUCUUCGCUAGCACUGAAAAUCGAAUUUUACAAUGUUAACUAGAAGCGCUAAAACUUGGAUUGGACUUUUAUCACACGCAAAAAAGGAGUAAAACGUAGUUUGUAAAAUAUUUGCACAGCGUUUCGAGUCUAUUUACAAGACAGUUGACAGUCCUGAAGAUCUACGGAAACUGAUGAUAUACGAAAUUACGUGGAGACUUAAAUUAAAUUGUGAAAUAAGCUGAAUGCUUGAAAAUUAGGUUUAGCUUAAAGCAAAACUGAAAAAUUGAAACAGCUAAAGUGAACUGAAAAUCGAAUUUUAUUUUAAGUAUUUAUUAAAUCAUGCUCAUGAAAUAAAAUUAAGUGUAUUUACUGUAAAAGCAAGCUUUGAGAAAGCUAUUUAUGUAAUACAAAUAUAAUAUCAUGGAAUAAAAAAUUUAAUUGUCCAUAUCCUAUA
Molecule: messenger RNA, 3518 nt
Organism: Anastrepha ludens (Mexican fruit fly)
Lineage: Eukaryota; Metazoa; Arthropoda; Insecta; Diptera; Tephritidae
Gene: Ndc1
Product: nucleoporin Ndc1
Exons: 3
Coding region: 305-2041 (578 amino acids)
Biological process (GO): nuclear pore organization
Cellular component (GO): nuclear pore transmembrane ring
Molecular function (GO): protein-macromolecule adaptor activity
Source: RefSeq, a predicted model, not a curated record